Molecule: messenger RNA, 3018 nt
Organism: Zalophus californianus (California sea lion)
Lineage: Eukaryota; Metazoa; Chordata; Mammalia; Carnivora; Otariidae
Gene: RAB3IL1
Product: RAB3A interacting protein like 1
Exons: 12
Coding region: 579-2021 (480 amino acids)
Biological process (GO): exocytosis
Cellular component (GO): Golgi to plasma membrane transport vesicle
Molecular function (GO): guanyl-nucleotide exchange factor activity
Source: RefSeq, a predicted model, not a curated record
CAGGCCCUGCCUCAGCUGGGCAGGAAGAAGAGGACCCAGCUUGGCUGGGGGCAGUGGGCAGGGGGCCCUCGGGUGGGCCAACCAGCCCUGGAUGCUGCCUCCAGCCUCUAUGUAGGGUACCUGCCAGCCCUCACCCCCCUCUUGGGCCAAUCACAGAAAGAACAAGGCAGAAGCCAAGAGAGAAAAGGAGGAGGCUUGGCAUAUCUGGCCAAGGGAGGGGAGGGUCACCGCCAGCCUGGGGCCUGGAAGCAGCACAGACAACAGCACCUCUCUACCGGGGCCGGCAGCCCUGAUGCCUAAAAGGCUGGGUAGACUCAACAUCCCAAGAGAUGAACACAUAAGCUCUGGCUCCUGCAGAAAGACAACAGGGACUGGGAGGGGCUGGGACACACUGGGUCCAGCUUCACCGAGCCCUGUCCUGCCAGUGACAACGGAAUAGCAUGGAAUAGUCCAGAGCCGGCCCAACCAGAGACAAAAGGCAAGAGGAUUCACCACAGCCUUGGGGAGAACACUGGGAUCUCCGAGCUGCCCUGUCCCCAUGGACUCCGCCCCACUGAGGCCAGCCAGCAGGGAGCCUGAUGUGGGACUCGAUCCCGGGACUCCAGGAUCAUGACCUUAGCCGAAGGCAGUCGCUUAACCAACGGAGCCACCCAGGCGCCCCUGAGCGCUUUUUAGAUGGGAUUUCAUCUCGUCAUCAGAACUGGGGAAUAGAAGGUGUUAUCUACCUUUACAGCCAGCCCCACCCAGACGAGGGCCACCCGCCGCCCCUCGAAGCUGUCCCAGUCCCCUGGAAGAGUGUGGGCCCCAGCAAAAGCCACAGGGAGUCCCCAAGAGGCCUGGCGGAGACCCCUGGAGGGGAGGAGGGCCCUGCAGCCGCCCAACUGGACGUGUUGCGCCUGCGAAGCUCUUCCAUGGAGAUCCGGGAGAAGGGCUCGGAGUUCCUGAAGGAGGAGCUGCACAAAGCCCAGAAGGAGCUGAAGCUGAAGGACGAGGAGUGUGAGCGGCUGUCCAAGGUGCGGGAGCAGCUAGAACGGGAGCUAGAGGAGCUGACGGCCAGCCUGUUCGAGAGCCUGCCUUCUCCCCAGGAAGCCCACAAGAUGGUGCGGGAAGCCAACAUGAAGCAGGCCGCGUCGGAAAAACAGCUGAAGGAGGCGCGGGGCAAGAUCGACAUGCUGCAGGCAGAGGUGAGCGCCUUGAAGACACUGGUCCUCACAUCCACACCAGCCUCUCCCAACCGCGAGCUCCACCCACAGCUGCUGAGCCCCACCAAGGCCGGACCCCGCAAGGGCCACUUGCGUCAUAAGAGCACCAGCAGCACCCUCUGCCCCGCGGUGUGCCCCGCGGCUGGACAUACCCUCACCCCGGACAAGGAGGGCAAAGAGCCUGGGCUGCCCCCCCUCCUCUCCCUGCUCCUCUGCGUGGUCCCCAGCAAAGCUGUUCACCUCACCUACGAGCCGGCCUGGCAGCUCCUGUCUGGGGAGCCGCUCACGGCCCCCACCUCCGCUACCUCUUUCUCCUUUUCCCGACAGGUGGAUACAACUCUGUUCGCAGAGUUCCAGGCCUGGCGAGAAUCGCCCACCCUGGACAAGACCUGCCCCUUCCUCGAAAGGGUGUACCGGGAGGACGUGGGCCCCUGUCUGGACUUCACCAUGCAGGAGCUCUCAGCACUGGUCCGGGCCGCGGUGGAGGACAACACACUCACCAUUGAGCCGGUGGCUUCGCAGUCGCUGCCCACCGUGAAGGUGGCCACAGUUGAGUGUGGCAGCACCAAUACCUGUGCCCUAAGCGGGCUGGCUCGUGCCUGUCACCACCGAAUCCGGCUUGGGGACUCUGAGAGCCACUACUACAUCUCGCCGUCCUCCCGGGCCAGGAUCACCGCAGUGUGCAACUUCUUCACGUACAUCCGCUACAUCCAGCAAGGCCUGGUGCGGCAGGAAGCGGAGCCGAUGUUUUGGGAGAUCACGAGGCUGCGGAAGGAGAUGUCGCUGGCGAAGCUCGGCUUCUUCCCCCAGGAGGCCUAGGGCAUGGCCCGGGCCUAGAGGGGGGCUCUCAGCAGCAGCUGACCCCUGCCCCAGCACAGACAGACAGGAAGACAGGGUCCUGGAGCCGGCCCUGAGCCAGAAGCUGAGCAGAUGGACAGAUGGCCAGGCUGCGGACGCCUUGCUGAGCUGGUACCAAACCUUUGUCCCAGGACGGACAGGACCUCAUGAGCCGACGCUUCUCCCUUCAUCAGUGGCACACAGCCACCAGCGGACUUUCAAGAAAGCGCCAAAGACCAAGGAGCUUGGACCCAUACUCAGGGGCUCAGCCCUUAGGAGGGGGUACCUGGGGCAGCACCCCCUUUACGGGCCUGGGAGCUGCUGCUUGCAGGUGCCUUGUUGCUGCCAUGUCCUCAGAAAGGGGCCAUGCUGGGUGGCCUGACCUCCAGGGUAUCCCCCCGCCCCCAACCUCUGGUCCCAAGCCCUGGGCCACCAGCACCCCCUGGUGGCCAUCCCUCACCCAUUCCCAGGUGGCCUCCCUGUCAGACUGCCCCCAGCUGCCACCCCCCCCCCUUCUCCAGUGUCCGCGGGGCGGUGGGGCCACAAGGGCCUGUCAAGGACUUGCACACCAACCUGGAUCUGCUUGAGAACUGCCCCCAAACUGUUCUUAAGAUGGAUCAGGGCCCCUCCUCCUUGCACUUGACCUUCCCCCUCCCGCAUCUGAGCUCUGUGCUCAGGGGGGCCUUGCCCCCACCACCGCUGGAAGGAUUAGGAUACUUUUCUCCCAAAGUAAAACACAGACAGGGCCUCAGGACACCCGUGUCUGUGUUCAGCUGUGGGUGGCCUUUCAGACAAUGGGGGCUGAGGCCGCCAAGCCCUGCACACAGGACUGGGGUAGGAUGGGCAGGCCCCAGGCCCCUCCUCACCCCUCACAGCCCACUUGGGACUGGGGUCCAACCUGAACACAUCCCUCACCACAGCUGAUUUCCUCCUUUGAAUGGAAUGUAACACGAUCUCUAUUUAAUAAAGGAAGGCUUUG